AUGCAACAGCAAUUCUUGCAAGGGCAACGGCUGAAGAAGCGGUACAUUGAUACUUUGAAGUUUAUCAAUGCCACCUAUGAUCCGACAGAGUUGUACGCUCGAUCUGCUGAUACGCCCAGAUGCAUUCAGUCGGCCGCGUCGAAUUUGGCCGCUUUUUACAGCGGAAGCACGCUGCAUCCGCAGAUUGAUGGUUGGCCAGUCAACUGGAUGCCGUACCCUAUUCACUCGGUCCCCGGGCCGGAAGACACGCUCGACGAGGAGGGCUCCAGCGAUUGCAAACGCAUCGGCCUGCUCAGAGGACGUCGGGAGAAGGAUACUGGUUAUGUGCAGUACCUUUUGAAAAACCAGCGCGCGCACAACAUGACGAUGCCGCCGUGGCUGAGCGACUCGAUUUGGUCGAAGCUGAACGAGAUGUUCGUCUACACCGACGAUUAUUUGGAUGGAAGCGCCGUGCCCGGGAUCGGCAACAACGAGAACACGGAGCUGCUAGCGCUGCGGAGCGGCGAGUUGCUCGGCCAGAUGCUGUCCAGCAUGACGGAUGCCGUCAACAACAAGCCGCACUGGAAAUUCCAUGUCUACUCGGCUCACGAUUCAACGAUCACCGCCCUGCUGCGCAUCUACCACAAUAUGUACAGUGUGCUCGGGGUGAACAACCCGGGCUACGCGUCGCAUUUGGUGCACGAGCUGUGGAAGGACACGAGUGGACAGUAUUACGUUCAGGUCCUAUUUUCGGACGGGCCCUACACGGAUUACCGCUCCAUCACGUACACGCUCGAUGAGUGCUCGCACUACGCGUCUGGAUGUCCGUGGAAAAUCUUCAACCAGGGCUACGCCUCCUACGUAAUCCCCAACUUUUGGCAGCGCUGCGCCCAGACGAAC
This is a messenger RNA of Mesorhabditis spiculigera, 879 nucleotides long. The record is from the annotation of a GenBank genome assembly. NCBI's taxonomy places the organism in Eukaryota, Metazoa, Nematoda, Chromadorea, Rhabditida, Rhabditidae.